Molecule: messenger RNA, 6205 nt
Organism: Rhincodon typus (whale shark)
Lineage: Eukaryota; Metazoa; Chordata; Chondrichthyes; Orectolobiformes; Rhincodontidae
Product: collagen alpha-3(VI) chain-like
Exons: 10
Coding region: 120-4412 (1430 amino acids)
Source: RefSeq, a predicted model, not a curated record
CCUUCAAUCAUUGAGUAGCAGCAGUGACUCGACAUCCUUCAACAGAAGAGUUUAGCAGAUACAUAUCUUGUGCAUGUUUACUUCACUAGAGCUGUUGUAACGGUCCUGCAGCAAAGUGCAUGGUAACACCAAUGAAAAUGCACCAGUCGGUGUUACUGCUGGCCGUGCUUGGCCUAGUCCUCUCAUACUCUGUGACUGAAACAAAGGAGGUGCAAGAAUCAGCUGACCUAGUUUUCUUAAUUGAUGGAUCAAGGAAUUUGGGAAGGGGUGAAUUUCAAUUCAUACGUUCUUUCAUCGCAAAUUUCAUUGAAGAUCUCAAUAUUGGCCCUGAUGCCAUCCAAGUUGGCAUGGUGCAAUACAGUAAGACCCCCAGUACCGUGUUCUAUUUAAACACAUAUACUACAAAAACAGAAGUCCUCAAAGCUGUUAAAAACAUCCGACAGAAAGGUGGAAACGAAGCCAACACUGGAAUGGCCCUUCAGUUUCUGGUUGACAAUCAUUUUAUUCCGUCGGCUGGGAGUAGGGCUGAUGAGGAGGUUCCUCAGGUAAUGGUCCUCCUGACUUCGAGACAGUCCAGUGACGAUGUCAGACGAGGGGUGUUUUCAAUAAAAAAGCGUGGCACCUUUACAUUUGUUCUUGGGAUUACAGACACUGAUGCAGCCGAAGCCAAACUGAUAGCGACUGACCCUUCAUUUUCUAUGUUCAUUCCUGAUCUCCACCAAAUGGCUAGCACACAGCAACAGCUAAUGUCACUGUUUUCUUUAGUGGCUACCAAACAAUUGAUUAUAAAGGUGGAAGAACCUAAGGUUGAAGUUCAAAUCCCCAAGAGGGACAUCGUAUUUCUGAUCGAUGGCAGCUCCAGUUUGGGACAUGCCAACUUUCUAAAAAUAUGCAAAUUUAUCUCCAGUAUAACUGAAAACUUUGUCAUCGGACCAGAUUCUGUUCAAGUUGCAGUGGCGCAGUACAGUGAUGCUGCAACAACUGAAUUUCACUUAAAUACCCACACAACACAAUCCGCUUUACAAACUGCUCUGAAAAAUCUCAGGUUGAGGGGUGGUUGGACACUUAACACUGGCGCAGCUCUCGACUACAUUUAUCGAAGCCAUUUCGCCACAGCUGCAGGAAGUAGGAAAGAAGACGGUGUUCCCCAGUUUGUGGUGCUCAUUACUGGGGCAAAAUCGAAUGAUGAUGUGAAACAACCUGCAGAUAUUCUGAAGCGUUCUGCCAUAAUGGCCUUUGCCCUAGGAGACAGGAAUGCAGAUCUAGCAGAGCUAAAUGAGAUUGCAAUUGAUCCCAGUCUAGUUUUCAACAUUGCUGAAUUUGAUUCUCUACCAGAUAUACACCAACAAGUACUGACACAGCUGUCAACAUUGGCUGGUGUAACUGUAGUUUACGAGCAACCAACUGCGUCGGUUAAAAAAGAAAUGGACAAGAGAGAUAUUGUAUUCCUUAUUGAUGGAUCAUAUAAUACUGGAAGAAGGAAUUUUGCUGACAUCCGGGACUUUAUUGCAACAAUUAUUACGGCAUUUGACAUUGGAAAUGAUCGAGUGCAAGUAGGCUUGGCACAGUACAGUGAUGCUGCAAAUUCGGAGUUCUUUCUAAACACUUAUUCAUCAAAAAAUGAACUUCUCUCUCAUGUAAGAGAGCUCAGGCAGAGAGGUGGCAGAACUCGCAAGACUGGAGAAGCACUGAACUAUGUACUUAAAUAUCUUUUUACCAAAUAUUCAGGCAGUAGACAUGAGGAAGGUGUUCCCCAGUUUCUGGUACUUAUUACUUCUGGAAAAUUGACUAAUGGCGUGAGGCAGCCAUCUGAUGCCUUGUUGCAAGCCGGUGUUAUAACAUUAGUCAUUGGAGCAGAGAAUAUGAUAAAACAGCUACAGGAGGUUAGUUCCGACCCCAGUUUAGCUUUUGGUGUGAAAGAGUUCCGUUUUCUUCCAGAGAUACAACAUAAAGUACUAUUACCUUUGUCAACACUGACUGGCAUGAGGAAGGCUUCUGAACCACCAACAGCUCAAACCAUCAAAGAAGCAGACAAAAAAGAUAUUGUGUUCUUAAUUGAUGGAUCUUUUCAUGUUGGAGACACAAAUUUGCCAGCUAUUCGUGACUUCAUCUCAAGAAUAAUCGAGACCCUUGAUAUUGGCAGUGAUCGUGUGCGAGUAGGUUUAGUACAGUACAGUGAUGUUGCAGAACCUCUGUUCCUUCUAAAUACUUAUUCAUCAAAAGAUGAAAUUCUCUCUGAGAUAGACAGACUCACACUGAGAGGUGGCACUGUGCUUAACACCGGAGCAGCAUUGGAUUAUGUCCACAAGUAUAUUUUUACCAAAUAUUCAGGAAGCAGGAAACAGGAAGGUGUUCCUCAGUUCCUGAUACUUGUCACUGGUGGAAGAUCGAGAGAUGACAUCAAAAGACCAGCAGAUGCCCUGCUUCGAUCUGGUGUGAUGACUAUAGUCGUUGGAGCUGAGAAUGCCAUAGACCAGCAGCUACAACAAAUUGCUUUGGACCACAGCUUGGUUUAUACAGUGGAUGAAUUUCCUUCUCUUCCAAAGAUCCACCAGGAAGUGCUGUUACCACUGUCAACUCUAGCUGGUGUGAAGAUAAUUUCUGAAUUACCGACAAUGAAGAGUGUCAAAGAUAUGACUGAUAACCAGGAACGGGACAUUGUGUUCUUGAUUGACGGCUCAACUAAAGCUGGUUCAUCAUUUCGUUCAGUGCGCGAAUUUCUCAAAGGCUUAAUUGAACAGCUGAAUGUUGGGUUGAACAGGAAUCGCGUUGCAGUAGUACAGUACAGCAAGGGCCCAAAAGUUGAAUUUCUUUUGAACACCUAUUCGAAUAAAGAUGACGUUCUGGAUGCAGUGGGCAAGCUGAAACCUAUGGGCGGAAGGAUGCUGAAUACUGGGGCUGCAUUGAACUAUAUCAUCAGGAAUGUCUUCACAACAGCAGCAGGGAGUCGGCGAGACGCUAAUGUGCCGCAGCUUCUGGUGCUUCUCAUUUCUGGAAAGUCAAGUGACAAUAUUAAAGAGGCAGCAGGGGCAUUAAAAAGAGCCGCUAUAGUGGCAUUUGUUAUUGGGGCCAUGGAUGCAGAUGGCAAAGAAACACACGAGAUCGCAUAUUCCUCUAAUUUACUGUUCGCUGUUCACGACUUCCAGUCUCUUCCAGAUAUACAGAACGAGCUGCUACAGCCCCUAAAAACACUGAUCGUUGAAGUUAUUAAAAUGCCAUCCACUGUCACCGAAGGUAACAAGAGAGAUAUUGUGUUCCUAGUCGAUGGCUCUUACAAUGUGGGAACUUUCUUUUAUUUAAUUCGGGACCUGAUUAUCAACUUAAUUCCUAACUUUAAUGUUGCAAAAGACAAAGAUCAAAUUUCAGUGGUACAAUACAGUGAAGAUGCAAGGAUUGAGUUUCCAUUAAAUGCUUACACAAACAAAGAACUGGUUUUGGCGAAAACCAGGGAGCUUCGGCUUAAAGGCGGAAGAAGACUCAAGACAGGUUCUGCUCUAGACUUUGUCAGGAGGAAUGUCUUCAGUAGAUCUGGUGGGGGUAGGCACCAUUUAGGGAUUUCCCAAAUCCUAGUGCUCAUUACUUCUGGAAAGUCACUGGAUAAUGUGAAGCAGCCAACAGAGGAGCUGAAGCAGGCUGGUGUUGUGCCAUUCGUUAUUGGCAUUGGGAAUGUAGACAGACAAGAACUACAUCAAAUUGCAUAUUCACCCAGCCUGGUUUUUCAGGUAGAUGACUACUGGGGUCUUUCAGAUCUGGACUUGCACCUGUUCAGCAUUUCAAAGAAUGUAGACAGUGUCCCAAUACCACCUACUACCAGCACAGAUGGUGAUAAAAGAGAUAUCGUCUUCCUCCUCGACGGUUCUGCUAAAAUUGGAAAAGGAUUUCCAAACGUUCGCAAAUUUAUGAUGAGAAUGGUAGAUAAUUUUGAUGCUGGAGCAGAGAAAGUUCAAUUUGCUGCCGUACAGUUCAGUGAGAGCCCAAGAACUGAGUUCUAUCUAAAUACCCACUCAACCAAGAAGCAAGUUCUGGCUACGAUUAAGAAACUCAAGCUAAAACGUGGCAAAAAAAUCAACAUUGGCCGUGCAUUGGACCAUGUCAUUGAGAAUGUGUUCAUAAGCUCAGCAGGAAGCAGAAUGGACAAUGCUGUUCCACAGAUUCUAUUGCUUCUUACUUCAGGAAAGUCCCACGAUGAUAUUUCACAGCAGGCAAAGAAACUGAGGAAACUGGGAAUCGUGCUUUUUGCGAUUGGCUUGAGGGAUGCUGAUCAAUCAGUGCUAGAACCGAUGGCAUAUACUGCCAGCUUGGCUUUUCCUGUGAACAGCUUCCAAGGUUUGCUUAACAUUCAGGAUCAACUCCAGCAGAUAGUGAAAACGGUGGCAGUGCAAAUUGUUGAAACACCUGUCAAAGAUAACUAACUAACAUUGCAGACAGAUGGUGCCUGUGGAUUUAUUGCUUUGUAAUUUUCAAACUCUGAGCUCUUCUUGUAACUCCAGCAAUAGAAAAAGUUUCAGGAGUACGGAAUUAAUUAAUGAUUCAAACAGGAAAUCAAGCAACAGGAUUAUCUUUACUUUUAGCCACCACUUUGAUAACUCUGAGUGACUGCUGUAGUUAUUGUAAAACUAUGUCAUGAUUUGCAGUUUAUCUUAAUCAAUUAUGUACACUUAUUAAAAACAUUGGUGUGCAUGACUUGCGUUGCAUGAUACAAAAUGGUUUCAAUAGGAACAUAAUGUAAGGAACUCAUAUUCUGUGCUACAAUUAAUCCCAUUCUGAGUGAUUAGGCAUUCUGCUUUUGUUCAUGUGUAUUAGUUAAUGAACAUUCUUGUUGGUUACUUAAAUACAAAAAGCAAAACACAAGCUACAAUGGGUGUCGGAAAGAAAACCUCUUAAAUAUAUAUGUGUGUGUGUAUUUAUUUCUUUCUCAGUGGUACUUCUUAUCUGAAGUAUAUUUGUUUGAAAAGGGGUGCUGAUAUUAUUUAAAGAAUUAGCUCACUGGGGAUCUAAGGCUAACAGUGUCAAGGAACACAGUUGGAAUAAAUUGGCAUGCCCGCACCAUUUUCCUAUGGUCCCUGGGUUUAUAUCAAGCUCAGAUAGCUUUGUGCACAGUGGAAGUGACUCUACCUUUCGGCCAAAAGCCUGGAUUCAAGCCCCAUCAAUGUCAGAGGUGUAUCAUGGCAUGUUUGAAUAAGUUGAUUAAAAUAUCCAUAAAUUUCUUUGCUCUGCUGGCUGUGAGGUUGUGUCUGGGUGGGGUGCUCUUCAGAGGGUUGGUGUGGACGGGAUAGUUAAUCUUCUCCUAGUGAGGGGAUAGGUGGCGUGAGAAAUGGAAAUGGCACAUGACUGCAUUGGCAGGUGGGUUCCUGAAACUGGGGUAAAUUCACUUUGUCAGGACAGAAUAGAGGAAUUUGCCACUGUGCCUAUGAAAUGAGGAAGUAUUCCUCUUCCCAGAGUGAGCAACCCUUGAUAAAAUGAGCUCUGUCUUCUUGUUUUGUUUUACCCCAGGCACCCCAGUCCGAGAAACAAAAAACAUGAAUAAAGCAAGGAAAUUAAGAUGAUUAAUUGAAACUCCUGUAGGAGUUAAUUGCCAUGUUGUUUUGUUCCUCAUGUUGUGGUCAGACGUUCUUGUGUAAUUUCCUGCAGCAAUAUCACUCUUGUCCUGGUGAUUAGUCAUUAGCAGGGGAUGGCAUAGUCCCCGGUCCCCACCAGUCUGGGGCUGAAACACCACAAAUUCAAUGAUCAGAUCCUUAUUUAGCUGUGGUGGUCAAAAGGUGAAAUCCAACAAACCUGAGGUUCAGGCUACAAUUCGGAAUCCUGAUGGGUAAAAGCUAAAUCCAAAGUUUAUGGUUCCCAUUCUUAAGGAGAACGUGGGAAGCACACCAAUACUCUUUUUGAACUGAAACCCUGCAAACCCUGGAGCUGGCAGAUUUUGUUGGAUUUCCUGGAAGCUUGGAUUGAAGUAAGGCUGAGAUUUCUUGUGAGUGAGGGCCAUCAACCAUAAGACCACAGGAUGUAACUACAGAAUUAGGCCAUUCGGCCCAUCGAGUCUGCUUUGCCUUAGCAUCAUGGCUGAUAUUUUACAAUGAAAGUACCAGGAUUGAUAGUCCAUAGGAUUUAUGGUCCUUAACAAAUUUGCCUCUUAAAUGUUAUGUAGAUUGCUGACAACAAUGUCUAUUUAAAUGUUGUAUUUAAUAGAGUAAAAUAUCCCAAGAUUCUU